Molecule: messenger RNA, 937 nt
Organism: Rubroshorea leprosula
Lineage: Eukaryota; Viridiplantae; Streptophyta; Magnoliopsida; Malvales; Dipterocarpaceae
Source: the annotation of a GenBank genome assembly
CUUCUUCCUCUCGAUCAAACCCAGAUCUGGUUUCUCCGGCUUCUGAUCGUCUUCUUCGGCAUGUUGUUUUUGUGCUCAGAAGCCUUGGGCUUCCGAGUUUUGCUGCUUGAGCCGCCAGGUUCUCCGGCUGCUCAAGCCUGAUGGAGCCGGCCUGCUCCCUGCUCCGAUGACCCCAUGAGGUUGUUUUCUGUUUGUUUUCUUUGUUUCCUGUUUCUGUGUGUUGCCCGCUUGCCUGCAGGUCUCGCGGCUCCUUGCUCCCUCACGCAAAUCUACCGAGCUGCACGCUGGAAUUCCCAGAUCUGGCGGCCGUCGCCCAGAUCUGGUCUUCGCCUGCACGGUUUCUCUCCUCGGCGUCCUGGAGUCUGGAUGCAACCUCUAGAUGGGUAGAUAGAAGGGUGUCCCGCUGGAUCGCUCGACCGAAGGCAACCUUGGUCCUUCAUGGUUUUAGAUUAUUUUCUCUUCUUUGCUGCUGCAUUGUCGUCUUCUCCGUCGUCUUCGCCGUCGUCGUCGUCUUCGCCAUCGUCGUCGUCUUCGCCGUCGUUGACCUCAACAAUUCUUCCGCAACAGAAGCAGGAGUCACCUUUGUGUGAACCCAGUUCUGGGUUCCUGGGUUCCUCGAAGAACCUGGGUUCCUCGAAGAACCUAGGUUCUGGGUUUCGCGAGGAACCCUUGAAGAACCCAGUUUCUGGGUUCCUCGCGGAACAAACCCUAGUAUUUCUUCCAGAAAUUGUGCUUUGCUCUGUGUCUUUAACUUCUUGCUUUGUUUGGUUGCUGAGAAAAUAUUUCUGAUCCCUUUUUGUUUUUGUUUGGUUGCCGAGAAAAUUUUGCUUUGUUUGUUUUUGUUUGGUUGCUGAGAAAAUUUUGCUUUCUUUGAUUUUGUUUGGCCUUCGGGAACUCAACUGAAACUGGAAAAGGAAAAUAAUUUUUCAUGUGGGCC